Molecule: messenger RNA, 570 nt
Organism: Saccharomyces paradoxus
Lineage: Eukaryota; Fungi; Ascomycota; Saccharomycetes; Saccharomycetales; Saccharomycetaceae
Gene: FCF1
Product: rRNA-processing protein FCF1
Exons: 1
Coding region: 1-570 (189 amino acids)
Cellular component (GO): small-subunit processome; nucleolus
Source: RefSeq, a predicted model, not a curated record
AUGGGUAAGGCUAAGAAAACAAGAAAGUUUGGUCUGGUGAAAAGAACGUUAAACACCAAGAAAGAUCAAAGGUUGAAAAAAAACCAAGAAAGUGUCGAAGCUAAAGAUGACCCUGAGUUAACUAGAAAUAUACCACAAGUAUCAAGUGCGCUUUUCUUUCAAUACAAUGAAGCAAUAAAACCGCCUUACCAAGUGCUGAUAGAUACCAACUUUAUAAAUUUUUCUAUCCAGAAAAAAGUCGAUAUUGUCAGAGGGAUGAUGGACUGCCUGCUUGCAAAAUGUAACCCAUUGAUCACAGAUUGUGUGAUGGCAGAGUUAGAGAAAUUGGGUCCCAAGUAUCGUAUUGCUUUGAAACUGGCUCGAGAUCCUAGAAUAAAGAGGCUCAGCUGCUCGCACAAGGGUACAUAUGCGGAUGACUGCUUGGUGCAUAGAGUCUUACAACACAAAUGUUACAUCGUAGCUACGAACGAUGCUGGACUAAAACAAAGAAUUAGAAAAAUUCCUGGUAUUCCUUUAAUGAGCGUAGGGGGACAUGCAUACGUCAUUGAAAAACUGCCAGAUGUCUUUUAA